Messenger RNA from Rhagoletis zephyria (snowberry fruit fly), 1062 nucleotides. The record is from RefSeq and is a predicted model, not a curated record. Lineage: Eukaryota; Metazoa; Arthropoda; Insecta; Diptera; Tephritidae.
AUGGCGUGUUGUCUCAGCGAGGAGGCGAAGGAGCAAAAAAGGAUCAAUCAGGAGAUUGAACGCCAGCUUCGCAAAGACAAGAGAGAUGCCAGACGAGAACUUAAGCUCCUACUUCUCGGCACUGGCGAGAGUGGGAAGAGUACUUUCAUUAAGCAGAUGAAAAUCAUCCAUGGUUCAGGGUACUCUGACGAAGACAAGAAGAGUUUCAUCAAGUUAGUCUACCAAAACAUCUUUAUGGCGAUGCAAAGCAUGAUUAAAGCCAUGGAUAUGCUCAAAAUACCGUACAAAGACCCGAGGAACACGGAAAAUGCCGAACUAGUUCGCUCGGUAGACUAUGAAACAGUGACCACAUUCGACAGUCCAUUCGUGGAGGCGAUAAAAGCACUCUGGCAAGAUUCAGGCAUUCAAGAAUGCUACGACCGAAGAAGAGAAUAUCAGCUCACCGACUCUGCCAAAUACUAUUUAAGUGACAUUGACCGAAUAGCCAACACCGAAUAUUUGCCUAACCAACAAGACAUCCUUCGAGUCCGAGUGCCCACGACGGGGAUCAUCGAAUAUCCAUUCGACUUAGAUUCGAUAAUAUUCAGAAUGGUCGACGUAGGGGGCCAACGGUCUGAAAGAAGAAAGUGGAUACACUGCUUUGAAAAUGUGACCUCAAUUAUAUUCUUAGUUGCGCUUAGUGAGUACGAUCAAAUUCUCUUUGAGUCGGACAAUGAGAAUCGAAUGGAGGAGAGUAAAGCACUGUUCAAAACAAUAAUCACAUAUCCGUGGUUUCAAAAUUCGUCAGUUAUUCUAUUUUUAAAUAAAAAAGAUCUGCUCGAAGAGAAGAUUCUGUACUCUCAUCUGGUAGACUACUUUCCCGAAUAUGAUGGGCCAAAGAAAGACGCGUUACACGCGAGAGAAUUUAUUCUCAAAAUGUUCGUUGAUCUCAAUCCGGACAGUGAAAAGAUCAUCUACUCACACUUUACGUGUGCAACCGACACUGAGAAUAUUCGUUUCGUAUUUGCGGCGGUAAAGGACACCAUUCUGCAGUUGAAUUUAAAAGAGUACAAUCUGGUCUAG